GGCUCAAGCACUAACAACAGACCAAAUUCCACAGAGUUCAGGAUGCCGAGCACCAUGCAAUGACGGAGGGCGCGUGCUCCUCGGAGGAGGAAUGUUGGGAGUACCUAGAUCCCCAAUCCGUCAAGCGCGGCCCCUUCUCCCGCAAUCGGAUGCUCGUUUGGUACGAACACUCGCUGCUCCCGCAGGAGCUGAAAGUACGCUAUGAGGCGCGCAUGCCCUUUAUACCCAUCCGGGAGCUUUUCCAUCCGCCGCUGAAGCCCUUCAAGUCAAGGCCAAGACUGGCGCCCAAUGAGCCAGCACAGCCGUCGAUCCAAGACAGCAAGUGGCAGUACUUAGACACCAAGGGCAAUGUGCAGGGACCGUUCUCAUCCCAGCAGAUGGCCUUGUGGUAUGAGCACCGCAUGCUACCGAAGACGCUGCAAUUGCGACGGACCACGGAAACGGACUACCGUACCAUUGCAGAGUACUUCCCUCCGCCCUUGGAGGCCUUCAAGUCGCAGCCAGCGAAGCCCGGCCUGGCCCGGCUGGAUCUGCUCUUUGCCAACGCUGCGGCAGCCAACGCAACUGCAGCCGCAGCUGCGGCCCAGGUCCAGGCUUCGCAGGUCAAGAAAGGGGAGAAGGGCAAGGGCAAGCGAGAAGACGGCGCGGGCGGUGAGGCCAAGAAGGGCCGGGGCAAGGCCAAAGAGAAGGAGGCCAACGGCUGGAGCUGGUCACCGGAGCAUGGCUGGAGUUGCAACGACAAGUCGUGGUGGGAGUGGUCCUCCUGGAACGGCUGGGAAGAGACCUGGGAGAAUGGCAAAAGCGACUGGAAGUGCGCGGAGGGCAACAAGGAGAAAGGUGAGAAGGGUGUGACCGCCGUUCAGGCAGCCUUCGGCAGCUUGAAGUGGGGCCCGCCUUUCAAGGAUGCGGACCUCUUCCCAGAGGAUGCCAUCCGCCGAGUGCUGGAUGAGGGCAUUGUGUGGGAGGAGCGAUGGAUCUCGCCGCUGGCCGUGCGCUUCUCGCAGGGCAAGAUCCAUCCGUUCUUCCACGAGCGCGGCCCGAUCUCGGAGGUGAUGCUUCAGAUCAAGCUGAAGGAUGGCAAACGAAAGCGCAUUGAUCCACCCUUUCCUCCAAUCCGGCUUUUGCACCUCAAAGAGCAGGGCGUGCUUGUGACCCUGGACAAUCGCCGCCUCUACGCACUUCAGCGCUUCGCGCUCCAGGAGUGGCCGAGCCCCUGCCUGGUGAAAGCACUGUGCGUAGACGAGCUCACACCUACCAGGCUACGGGCGGAGAAUCGGAAGUUCACCAACCGCCUUUGUGGGCUGCAGCUGGAGGUAGAGAGCCGCAGCAAUGCUUUCGACACCUUCAGUUGGGUCACAGAGGCUGCCCACACAGAGGGUCCCCGCUUUUUCCGGCCUGUGGCACUUCGAGCUUACGACAAAGCAGUGUCUCUUCUACCAGCCCUUGUCGUGCACGCUCUUCUGUGCCGCAAGCUCCGGCCGUACCUGCAGUCCAGGUGGCUGCUCCUCCAAUUCCUAGCCGUGCUUUUGCCCAACCCGCAGCAGCGCGAGUUUGCGUGCAAGAGGGUGCUCCUCCAGCACAUCUUGGAGCUGUCCAAGCCAACCAGCGAGGUGAUUAGAUGUCCCCGAACAUGCGUCGGGUACAAGACUGAAACUGUCGUGUCUUUGGGCAAAGGCCGCAGCAACGUCUCCUCGAAGCUCUCCGUAGAGCGGCCGCUGAAGCUACUGCAGGCGCCUGGGCCCCUUUCAGAUGUGCAACGGAGAGUGCUCGCCGCACUCCUGCCGAUGUGUUGCCUGCCCUAUGCGCGGACCGUCCUGCGCGGCGCCACGCGGGACUGGGUGCUCGGGCUGCUCCUGGCCUGGGGCAAGGUCGCAGCCUCGUCCCUCGAGUUGCAGCUGCCGUAGGCACCGAAGUGGCUGAGCCUGGCAUCCGAGCUUUGGGAUGAUCCACGAGUUCUCCGAUU
Molecule: messenger RNA, 1963 nt
Organism: Effrenium voratum
Lineage: Eukaryota; Dinophyceae; Suessiales; Symbiodiniaceae
Source: the annotation of a GenBank genome assembly